Messenger RNA from Strongylus vulgaris, 944 nucleotides. NCBI's taxonomy places the organism in Eukaryota, Metazoa, Nematoda, Chromadorea, Rhabditida, Strongylidae. The record is from the annotation of a GenBank genome assembly.
AUGCUUCCCCUGCUACUUCGGUAUAUGGCGUUGCUGCCAGCACGUUGGAUAGAACUACUUGUAAUGUUGCAAGUUUAUGUAUUAGCAGCUGUGUAUAUUGUUAAAGAGCUACUUUUUGAGGCUACUAAUCAAGUCCACAUGCUUCCCCUACUACUUCGGUAUAUGGCGUUGCUGCCAGCACGUUGGAUAGAACUGCUCGUAAUGUUGCAAGUUUAUGUAUUAGCAGCUGUGUAUAUUGUUAAAGAACUUCUUUUUGAGGCGACUAAUCAAGGUAUCAAAAAGCGGCUUGAGAAUGACAUUCGUAAAUCUCGAGCUCUUCAUUCAGCACGUAAUAAGACUGUACUGGUUACCGGAGCUGAUGGUACGAUAGGAAGAGAAGUAGUGAAGAAAUUACUACGCUAUGACUUCACCGUCCAUGCUCUCGUUGGUGAUCGAAAGAAGGCGAAAGAAUUUUUUGCAUCCAUGAAUGGCUCAAGAUUGCCCCUCACUAUCUACGAAGUCGAUUUUGGCGAUCCUAAUGAGGUAGCUAAAUUUGCUCGAGGCUUUGUUACAAGGUGUACAGAACUAAAUAUUGUCGUGUUAUGUGCUGGAACAAUGUUAGCUCCUCCGAAAGUAGCUAAAUUCGCUCGAGGGUUUGUUACAAGGUUUACAGAACUGAAUAUUGUCGUGUUGUGUGCUGGAACAAUGUUAGCUCCUCCAAAAUUGGUUGACAAUAUCGAGACUCAUAUGCGGGUCAAUGUCCUCUCCCAAGCGCUUCUUCUUCAUUUGCUCGAUCCUAUCUUGACUUCGGAUUCCCGAAUAACGGCUCUGAGCUCAUCUACAGCAAGAAUUGCCUUCUUCACGAGUUCGUUGUUACAGCAAGGUACGUUCAACCAAAGUUUGGAUGAAACUAGUCAUUUAACAAUCGGUUGCUUACUUUUUACGUUUCUCAAUCUCGUAUGAAA